GUUUUAGCAACAGUUUAUCCGAGCUCUUCAGCAUGUCUGGUCUUCUUCUUAUCUGCUCUGUGCUGUCUCUUUGGGGUGCCGUGUGUGGGAGACCAGGACAAUACUGCGCAGACCAACCUUCAGGCUUGGAAGCAUUUGCUGGAGACUCAGUGACCUUCCCAUGCAGUUUUGUGUUCCCCAGAAAUGUCACAGGAAUUACUAAUGUGACCAUUAUCUUUCAAGCUGGUGGAGGGAAUUAUUGUGGGGAUCGUAUAUAUAACAGUGGGUACGGCAACACAACUCAGGAAUACCAGGGAAGGGUCUCACUGGUGGGAGAUCCAUGGACUCGGAAUGGGGCCAUCACCCUGACCAAUGUAACCACAAGUGAUAGAAAGUCCUACUGCUGCCGUGUCCAACUUCUAAUUCCAAACAAGAAGACUGAGCAGUGGCAGAAUGGAAGAGGCACUUGGCUAACUGUCAGGGGAGAGAAUUCCAUGACUAUGCAUCAGCCUCCGUUCAUUCCUGCUCUGGUUGGUGACACGGUGACAAUUCCCUGUCAUUUCUCCAUCAGCGCCAAGAAGAAAAUCCAGAACAUGUCUCUAUCCAGUGUUCAGUGGAGCUUUAGUACUUGGUCCUCAUUCUGUGGGACAGAUAUAUAUAACAGUGCCACGGGGGCAGUAGGAAGUGAUUACAAAGGGCGGAUGUCUCUGGCUGGGGAAGGCGGCGCAUCCAUACAAAUCAAACACGUGGGGCUCAGUGACAGCGGCUGGUACUGCUGUGGGGCACAAGUGACUGGAGAUGGACAAGUUUAUAGAACUGAGAGGAUGAGAGGAACAAAGCUGAUCAUUACAGGAAAAACCGAUAAAGUGAAGAUCGAGCAGCCAAAGGAGGUCACAUUCCCAGACUCCCCUACUAUCAGCUGUAACUAUACAUUACCGGAGAAUGAAGAUCCCUUGUGGGUCGGGAUCUACUGGAUGUUUGGGGACCCACGUGAGGGCUUUGCUUAUCACCCUGACCCAGAAUUAAUACACCCCCGGUACCAGGGCAAAACCAGACUGGUGGGUCAGUCAGACCUGUAUCUGGAAGAGGUGAAUGGAAUGGAUAACACCUCCUUCUACUGCCGCGUGGCAAUGCGCCUGUGUAACUCUACUAUGUUAAACACUGUAGAAACAUUACUGGAGGAAGGAGCAGGGACACUCCUAAGGCUGAAUGUUGCAGCUGAUCAAAGUGACCAGACCACGAUCAUAGCGGCCUCGGUUGGAUCAGUAAUUGUUCUUAUUCUCCUAAUAUUGAUUAUUCUUUGUCUCAUUAAACGAAAAGGGACAAGGAAACAGUCGCAGCAAUCAGAACAAAUGGAUCCAGUAGAUGGGGAGAACGCCGACAGUGCCGUGCCCGAAUCUGAAGAUCGGAGACAGCAGAAGACUGAUAUAGACUACUACAUGACUGUUGGGGAGGCAGCCAGGGCUUCCAGCGAUCCAUCAAACUGCGAGGAACAAUUAGUAUAUUCGGCCCUGGACCACUCAUGUUCUUCAGCAAGGCGUAAGUCUCCUGACCCUGCCCAGGAAGUACUUUAUGCAGAUGUGAAAAGUAAAUGAGAACGUCGUGGUGGCUGUCGUGUGACUUCUGGCCUGAGCAUGGCUUAUCUGCUUCUACUUGUAUGGAGGAAUCAGGCCAACUAAGUGCUUGGUCCCUUGUCUGCCUCAAGGUUCUACUGACUUUGCACUGAAAUAUUACAGCAGUGAUCCCCAACCAGUGGCUCAGGGGUAACAUGUUGCUCUCCAACCCCUUGGAUGUUGCUCUCA
This is a messenger RNA of Xenopus tropicalis (tropical clawed frog), 1781 nucleotides long. RefSeq lists its product as uncharacterized. Gene Ontology annotation, cellular component: membrane. The transcript is spliced from 10 exons. The coding region runs from base 33 to 1574 and encodes 513 amino acids. Lineage: Eukaryota; Metazoa; Chordata; Amphibia; Anura; Pipidae. The record is from RefSeq and is a predicted model, not a curated record.